UGUUGGCGAUAAGGUCGCCUGUUUUUUUUUGCUUAAGAUUGAUUUACCACAGAAAGCAAUAGCAACGGACAUUUUUUUUUAAAAUUUCAAAUUCCUUCAAGUUUUAAUGAAGCAUUUGUCGGAUUUUCAUGUAUUGGAACUAUUUUAACUUUAAUAUAAUUAAAAACAUACUUUAAAUAUAAGUUAUUUAAGUAUUUGAAUAAUGGCUCCGUCUAAAACAGCAAUUGUAUUGAAUAUUGAGCAAUUUAUUAAGGAUAUCGAAGCAAGACCUGCUAUUUGGAACAGAAAUUAUCAUUGUAAUAAGUAUUUCCUCGAGGAGACGUGGCAAGAAUUGAGCAAAAUUCAUAAGUUACCCGCAAAGUUGCUGAAAGCCAAGUGGAAAGGUUUAAGGGAUAACUUUCGUGUUGAGUUUAAACGUAUACCAAGAAAUUCUGAUGGUCAGUUGGCUUUUCAACCGGAAUGUCAUCAGGCAAAAUGGAAUCAUUUUCUAGCAUUACAAUUUUUAGUUAAUCAUAUGCGUCAACGUGGUGUAAAUUAUGGAGGCGCGUCUCAACCUUGCGAUGACGCUUUAAAUGGAUAUAAUGAAGAAUGUGUUGUUGAACCUGAUAUACAUGAUGUUAUAGUUUCAAAUUUUGCAGAAGGGUCUGAUGAUAAUCCGGAUGAUUCAGAAACACAUAGUGUAAGCUAUAAAAGAAAGCAGCAAGAACUUUCAAAUGAAUUAAAAGAAGGUGGCAAUAUAUCAGUCAACAAUAAUUUACUCUCAUGUGCAGCAUUUGCAACAGAGUCUUCAAAUACCUUCAAAAAAUCCAAACAAAUAGAAAAAAUUGAUGAAACUUUAGAUUUAUCGAGAAAUAAAAUUCCACAAAAUUGCAAUACUUCAGUAAAGGAUAUAUUAUUAACAUCAAUUUCAAGAGAUUUUAAUUUGCCAUUAGACCACAAUAAUGGUAAUUUGCAUACUCCUGUUGAAGACAUCAAUUCUGGAGUAAAUGUUGCACGUCAUGAUGAUGAUCACUUUUAUUUAAUGAGUUUGCACCCUUUCAUGAAGCUUUUAACACCACCAAAAAAACUGAAAAUAAGAACAAAAAUUCAAAAAUUAAUACUUAAAGAGUUGUACAAGAAAUCAGAUGGGUAAAGAAAAUACAGAAAUGCA
Messenger RNA from Condylostylus longicornis, 1150 nucleotides. RefSeq lists its product as uncharacterized. Gene Ontology annotation, molecular function: DNA binding. The record is from RefSeq and is a predicted model, not a curated record. Lineage: Eukaryota; Metazoa; Arthropoda; Insecta; Diptera; Dolichopodidae. Bases 203 to 1132 code for a protein of 309 amino acids. Gene Ontology annotation, biological process: regulation of transcription by RNA polymerase II. Gene Ontology annotation, cellular component: transcription regulator complex; nucleus. The transcript is spliced from 3 exons.